AUGGCUGUUCGAUGGGCAGUCGUGGUUAUUCUGUCACAGACCGCAUCUCCACUACUACUGAACGUACGGCUGCCCACAGAGCUUCGAGGAGUCAGUUGCAUCCAGGAUCUUCCUGUGACUCGAAUGGGGCCAACCUCUGGUUUCCUCGAGCCAUUGGCCCUCCAGCAACAAGCAGAGGAGCUCUUUGAGCUUCUGCUGAAACUCCUUCGAAAGGCUGUUAAUGCUGUUACUUCGUACAAUGACGGCCGCAUCAAAGCGCAGCUGAUCGCUGCAGUUGGUGCGGUUGCAAGGCAGCGGCCUAGCAUGCUCCCAGGAUGCCUUGAUGUCUUCAAGACGCUGCUGAAAGAAGUGAAGGAAGUACUCGGAGCACAACAUGAUGAAGUUCAGAAGCUCGUAGCAGCAGAGACACAGCUGCUCAUUGCUUCUGGACUCACCACAGAGUGGUCUGCUGACCUCCUGGAGAUUUGCGAACUCACUGGUCAAUCUGGCUCCCUGGAAGAGUUGUCAACGCAAGCGAAAUACAAGCAGAUUAGCAUGAUCACGGAGGAUGUGGAUGGAACAUCUCGGGGGAACAAGCGGGCUCGAAAGGCUGAGUCAUCCAAGCACGUUUGGACCUCACAGUGCGGUGAUGGGACACUGGCAGAGGAUGUCAUCUUUGAUGCAGACGCUUUGCUGUCUGGCGAGGCAGAGUCCACCUGCAGGCGUUUGGAAGACUACUUUGGCUUGCCAAGCCAGAGGGAGCCUGCCGGACACGUUCCUGGCCCAGCAGUGCUUGCCACAAGAAUCAGCAGUCAGGCUGAGCUUGCUCGCAUCGCACUGACCUCCCUGAGCUCACUGUCCGUGCAGCGCAGCCUUCAUCGAGAACGUGCUCAUGAAAAUGCCGUUGCAUUUUCUGAUGCUACUGCCCAUGGUACCAAUGGAGCGUCAGAGCCGGAGGCAUUCCAAGAGCAGCUGUCUCUGCUCAUAGACGGUAAAGCGGUUCAGCACAGCGAGCCUGAGAAGCCCGAAGAGCCUGCAGCGCGUGAUCCGAGAGCAGCACUUUCGGCGGAUCGUCUGGGUGGUGAAGGUAGUGGUGCAAUGCACCUUCUGCCAAUGGAAGUUGGGACUCUGCUUCUUCCAAAAGACUUGCGAGCCAAAGACGCAUUGCAGCUGAAGCUGUUUGAGGAGGUUUUGGCCAGCUGGAGCAGAAUGGAGACAUCGCUUCUAAAGUGCUGUCUCCUGCCCGCGCAGCUCACCGCUUAUGAGCGAGUCAGCCGACAGGUUGCUAUACACCUUGCGGCAGGUCCAAGGAUGGCUUUGCAGCCAGAUUUGCAGCGGUCCAUGUGCCAGGCCUAUGUCCUCCGAACCUUCGACCUACUGCAGGCAUCCCUCCAAUCCACCAACAAGGCAAGUGCAGCAGCGGCCAUGGAUCAGCUCGUGGAGCUGUUUUACGCGAAGUUUUCUGCUGAUGUGGCCCGUUUCCAGGAGUCGGCCGCCGGAAACAGCGCGCCUCUCCGUGAAAUCUUGGAGGCAGGUGGAUCUUCAAGGCGUCUCGCAGGGACCAGCUUCACCUAUGCGGAGCUCUUCGACAUGUGCCUGGCAGAAUUUGAGAAGCGAGAUGUUCCCAGGCGUGAGUUGAGGACCUUUCUGGGCGAGCUCCCAGCUGUGCCCGUUUCUGCAUUCCGAGCACUUGAAGCACAAUGCCAGCUUGCAUCAGCUCGGAAGAUGGCCUUGCUCACAAUUCUGGCAUUAAUUGAAGGCAAGCCUGCCUGCCGUUGGCGGGGCUUUCAGUUGCUGUUCAAGUUGGCCUUCUCGGCUGGCGAGGAUUCUGUCCGAUUUGACACAAUCCGCCUCCUCGUCAACAAGAUUUACAGUUCUGGGCCACGCCCUGCAAUGCGCUGGCAGCUCCCGCACUUGACGGAUGAGGAGGCACUGCCGCUCAUGGCAGAUGGUGAGGCUACCAGCUGGGACCUGCCAGACCCUGAUUUCCUGUCAUUGCAGAGGCUUCGUGGACGCUGUAUUGAAGAUGUUGCGACAAUCAUGUUGCGCUCUGUCGCAGCCAGCGGUCGUGAGGACAACUUUCGGAACAAGGUUGGCAUCCCGUUCCGAUUGGAGCAAGUUCGUGCUGAUCUCUUCAAAGGUGCGAUCUGUGCACCAAAAGAUCGAUCUUGGCCCUACCUCGCACUUUGCAUCAAAAGGCCAAUCUUGUUGCAUGGCCUGGUCGAGACCUUCAUCCAGUGCGAUGCGGAAAUGAAGGAGCACUUGAUCAACUCUAUCGAGGAGGCUGUGAAGCACAUCCCCGUCGGUGAGCAGGAGCUCCUAGUUCUUGUGCAGAAGGCAACUCCACAGACAGAGGCGCUGGUUCUCAAGAUGCUAAACAUCAUGAUGACCAGCAGGGGCAAGGAACCACUUCUUCCAGGCUUUGGCGCAGCUGUGGUUCGUCUGUACAAGGAAACUCAAAACCCUCGCUUGCUUGUUCCGGUCUUCGACAUGCUCGACAGAGACACUUUGCUGGACUUCCUACCAUCAGUGCUGCAGUUGGAGGCAGACGAGGUGACUGAUGCUUUCCGGCUUGUGAUUGGAGCUCGCGCACCCCCGCUUAGCGUGACUGAGUUGCUCACCGAGCUUCACCACAUCAACAGCCCUGGGGAAAACAUUGUGCCCAUCAAAGCUUCAAUGCAAGCGCUGAACAUCGUGUUUGGCAUGCGGGACCAGUUUGACACCAAAGUGUACGGCAUUGUCAUCCAAUCCCUCGUUGAAGAACCCGGGCCCCUUCCGACCCUCUUCAUGCGCACUGUGAUUCAAGUUGUGAAAGAACUUCCUCGACUUUCGGACUUUGUUGUCAUGGAGAUCCUUCCUCGGCUUGUUCGACAAGAAGUUUGGGGCGAUGAAACGAUGUGGCGUGGCUUCAUGAUUGUGUUGCAGCACACAUUUGCAAGCCAGCCGAGUGGAGCAGCGAGAGUCCUGGCAAUGUUGCCCAUCUCUCAAUUGGAGGACGUCUUGGUGCAGCAUCCAGACUGGAAAGCGCAGCUGCGCGAAUUUGUUGCAAGACAGCCUCCGGGCAUAGUGCCAUCUCAUGUGAGGCAAUUGCUCGAAUGA
Messenger RNA from Symbiodinium natans, 3078 nucleotides. The record is from the annotation of a GenBank genome assembly. Lineage: Eukaryota; Dinophyceae; Suessiales; Symbiodiniaceae.